Molecule: messenger RNA, 222 nt
Organism: Morchella importuna
Lineage: Eukaryota; Fungi; Ascomycota; Pezizomycetes; Pezizales; Morchellaceae
Exons: 2
Coding region: 1-222 (73 amino acids)
Source: RefSeq, a predicted model, not a curated record
AUGGUUAGCGCAACUGAGAGCUUGGGCCAUCUUCAGUGGCGACGUCACCCGAAUCUGGCCUCAUCCGAAUCUGGCCUCAUCGCGGAAUCUGCAGCGGGGAUUUUCUCUUCCCAAACACCUCGAGUUCUGUCCAUCGCCGCAUCCAAGCUGGAGCGGGGUCUUUUCACCGUUACAUUCAACUGGAGCAGCUUCUGCCUCAUCUCGGUUUCUCUGGCAUACUGA